Messenger RNA from Salvia hispanica, 1890 nucleotides. The record is from RefSeq and is a predicted model, not a curated record. NCBI's taxonomy places the organism in Eukaryota, Viridiplantae, Streptophyta, Magnoliopsida, Lamiales, Lamiaceae.
CCAUCUUCACAGCUCCUCAUUGACUUCUUCACCAUUCCUUUUUUGAAGCUCUGUAUAUGCAUUCAUCUUUCUUCUCCUUCCCUCAAAGAUCACAACUUUACAUCAAAAUUCCCCAGAAUGUCACAAAACAGAAGCCUAUCUACAAUUGCAAGCAUCCCAAUUCUCCUCCUUUUCCUCACUGCCAAUUGCUUAGCCCAAAACAACAACAACAACAACUGCGCCUCCUCAUUUUGUGGCAACGUCAGAAUCAGCUACCCUUUCCGAUUAACAACCGCCCCCAAAUCCUGCGGCCACGACGGCCCCGGGUUCGAGCUCGAUUGCCGCAGCAAUCAGACAAUUUGGGCGCCGAAAUCAUCAUCGACGAGGUACAUUGUUCAAGACAUCAACUACGAAACCUACUUCAUUAGAGUAGCUGAUCCCGCCCUAAACCCCUCAAAUUUCUCAUCUUGCCCUGUUUAUUCCAACAAUUACGAUUCAUGGCCGGAUAUAUUCAGUGGCUUCUUCGAUUUCAACAUACCUGUGUCGUUUAUGUACUGUCUCUCUCCUGUGGAUUCCCCCAAUUAUGCUGAGGGGCCUUUCUGUGGGAAUAUGAGUGGGAUUUUCUCUAAUUCUUCGAGAAUUUAUAGUUAUCUUAUGUUGGGAGAGGAUGUUAAGGUGUCGGAUGUGGAGGAGGGGUGCUCGGUUUAUAGGGUUGUUUGGACUUCUGGGCUUAGGGGUGUGAGGGGGGGUGAUUCUUUGAAGGGGAUUUAUGAUGCUUUGGGGUAUGGGGUGGAGCUUUCGUGGUACCGUGCUCUCUGCGGGGAGUGUGAUAGGAGUGGCGGGUAUUGCGGCUUGCAGGGGAGUCGGAUCACUUGCAAACACUACUGCAUGGAGGAUACACCUAUCUCCGAGCUGAGUUUCAAAUGUAAAGUCAACUACUGGGGACUGAUUGUCGGGGUUUACGCGUUGAUUGCAUUUGGUGCACUUGUUGCUCUGAGAUUCGUGAUAGGAUUCCCGAUCCUGGUCGGGCUAGUGGUGCGCAGAUGGAGGAGACGGCAUCUAGCAAUGGACGAAACCAUCGAAGAAUUUUUGCAGGGUCAGAACAACCUCACCCCUAUAAAGUACACCUACUCCGAGAUCAAGAAGAUGACGAACAAUUUCAACCAGAGAUUGGGCGAAGGAGCCUACGGAACUGUGUACAAAGGGAAGCUUCGAAGUGGCCCGUACGUUGCAGUGAAGAUCAUGGGGCAGUCUAUGCCCAGCGAGCAAGAGUUCAUCAGUGAGGUCGGCACAAUAGGCCGGAUCCACCAUGUCAAUGUGGUGCAGCUUAUCGGCUUCUCGGUCGAGGGCUCCAAGUGCGCCUUGGUUUACGAGUAUCUGCCAAACGGCUCCCUGGACAGGUACAUUUUCAACCAGCAAGGUCUAGAGGUGACCGCGCUGAGGUACGAGAAGAUGUUUGAAAUCGCGCUCGGGGUGGCCCGUGGGAUUGACUACCUGCACCGUGGUUGCGAAAUGCAAAUCUUGCAUUUCGAUAUCAAGCCUCAUAAUAUUUUGCUUGACGACAAGUUCAACCCGAAGGUGUCUGAUUUCGGACUGGCGCAGCUGUACCCGAGCGAUGGCGGUAGUUUCGUGAACCUGUCGGCCGGGAGGGGCACGAUGGGGUAUAUGGCGCCGGAGAUGUUUUACAAGAACGUCGGGGGAGUCUCCUACAAGGCGGAUGUGUACAGUUUCGGGAUGUUGCUGAUGGAGAUGGCGGGGCGGAGGAAGAAUGUGAACCCCUUCGCGGAGGAGGAAGGGCAGAUUUACUUCCCGUCGUGGGUGUACGAGCAGCUUAGCAGUGGGAAGGAAGUCGAGGUGAAGGAUGCGACGGACGAGGAGAGGAGGAUGGUGAAGAAGAUGGUGAUCGUGGCG